CCCGGUCCUAUAACUGUGGAAGCCGGAAGUGUGCUCUUUGGCGGCGAGUCCCCCAUAGACUUUCUGCCGGAAGUAGAGGCUAACCGGGCUUUACUAUGGCCGCAGUGCCGCCAGAUUCUUGGCAGCCCCCCAACGUGUUUCUGGAGACCAGCAUGGGGACCGUUGUGCUGGAAUUGUAUUGGAAACACGCUCCUAAGACGUGUAAGAACUUUGCAGAGUUGGCUCGACGUGGUUACUACAAUGGCACCAAGUUUCAUAGGAUCAUCAAAGACUUCAUGGUCCAAGGUGGUGAUCCUACAGGAACAGGCAGAGGUGGUGCAUCUAUCUAUGGCAAACAAUUUGAAGAUGAACUUCACCCUGAGUUAAAAUUCACAGGAGCUGGAAUUCUUGCAAUGGCCAAUGCAGGGCCAGACACCAAUGGCAGCCAAUUUUUUGUGACCUUGGCCCCUACUCAGUGGCUUGAUGGGAAACAUACUAUUUUUGGCCGUGUAUGUCAGGGCAUAGGGAUGGUGAAUCGAGUGGGCAUGGUAGAGACAAAUGCCCAGGACCGUCCUGUUGAUGAUGUGAAGAUUAUCAAGGCUUACCCAUCUGGAUAAAAGUGGAGUCUAGGCAGAUAUAUUCAUGCCAAGCCCCAGCAAGUUUCAUUGGAGACUUCUAAGCUGUGCAGUUCUUCGGUAUCCUGUGUCCAUCAGGACAAAAUGAUCUCUACAUUUCAUCUGUUUGUCUUGAGUUGGACUUGGACAUGUAGUUUCAGUUUUUUCCUGAAGAAUAAGCCCAGUGUCUCAGACAGACUAUAGAUGAAAGUGCGUUUUAAUUAGCAAGACACUUCUUUUCCUAGGAUAAAUGUCAAAACAUUGAACAUACACUUGUAACUUCAGUUGAUCAGAACUGUUCUUUCCUGUUUUUGUUUCUUCUGAUUCAUUUGGGAAAAAAAUUAAAUAGAAUCAGGAGAUGUUGGUA
Messenger RNA from Antechinus flavipes (yellow-footed antechinus), 960 nucleotides. RefSeq names its product peptidylprolyl isomerase like 1 (gene PPIL1). The record is from RefSeq and is a predicted model, not a curated record. Bases 96 to 596 code for a protein of 166 amino acids. The transcript has 4 exons. Gene Ontology annotation, biological process: protein peptidyl-prolyl isomerization; protein folding. Lineage: Eukaryota; Metazoa; Chordata; Mammalia; Dasyuromorphia; Dasyuridae. Gene Ontology annotation, cellular component: catalytic step 2 spliceosome. Gene Ontology annotation, molecular function: peptidyl-prolyl cis-trans isomerase activity.